UUUUUAAUAAACCAGGAGGUGAAUUGUUACAUAGUGAUGGAUAUAAUACAAGGAUUUCAGACUCCCUUGGCAUUUGCUUCGACACGCCCACUCUGGAGAACUUCCCCUCUUGUGUUUGUGUUCCUGUGUUGAAGAAAGUUCUUGAGUUCCUCUGCUGGAGCUUUGAGACGUCGUUUCUUUUCUGUCGACUGUUCUAUAUUUUCCUCUUUUGCAACUUCUGCAAUGGCUCUCCGGAACGCUCUGCUUCGUAUCAGCCGUAAAUCGCUGCACAAUGACACGAGCACGCGGGUUCUGCUGCAGCGUCGCGCGCUACACAGCUCCACUGUGCCCGAAGAACCCGCACGAGACGCCACCGAUGCAGAGCUGAAGCACGCGGGACCGGUAAAGAGCCUGCGGGAAAUGCCCGGUCCUAGCGCCAUCGGGAACCUUAUCGAGUUCUUCUACAGAGACGGCUUCAGCCGCAUCCACGAGAUCCAGAUGGAGCACAGUCAGAAGUACGGGAAGAUCUUUAAGUCACGCUUUGGGCCGCAGCUGGUUGUGUCGGUAGCGGGCCGAGACUUGGUGGAGAAGGUGCUCAGGGCUGAAGGUGUAGCUCCUCAAAGAGCCAACAUGGAGUCCUGGAAAGAAUAUAGAGACAUGAGAGGACGUGCCACUGGCCUUAUCUCUGCUGAGGCUGAUGAUUGGUUGAAGAUGCGCAGUGUGCUGCGACAGCUCAUCAUGCGUCCACGCGAUGUUGCAGUAUUCUCAGACGACGUUAAUGAAGUGGUGGCAGACCUGGUGGUAAAAGUGCGCAAACUGCGCAGACAGCAGCCUGAUGGACUUACAGUCCUCAACGUCAACGACCUGUUCUUCAAAUUUGCUAUGGAAGGUGUGGCAUCCAUCUUGUACGAGACCCGUCUGGGCUGCUUGGAAGACGAGAUUCCCAAGAUGAGCCAGGAAUACAUAGAGGCCCUCCAUCUCAUGUUUAGCUCCUUCAAGACCUCCAUGUAUGCCGGCGCCAUCCCCAAAUGGCUGCGACCCAUCAUUCCCAAACCGUGGGUGGAGUUCUGCCGUUCCUGGGAUGGCCUUUUCAAAUUCAGCCAGAUCCACAUUGACAGGAAGUUGGCAGGGAUCAAGCAGAAGGUGGAGAGGGGAGAGGAGGUGAAAGGAGGUCUGCUUACUCACAUGCUGGUCACCAAGGAGAUGAAUCUGGAAGAGAUCUACGCCAACAUGACUGAAAUGCUCUUGGCUGGCGUGGACACGACGUCUUUCACAUUAUCGUGGAGUACAUACCUCCUGGCCAAGCAUCCCAUGGUACAACAGGAGAUCUAUGAGGAAGUGACGCGUGUACUCGGUGGACGAGUCCCAACUGCUGAUGAUGUUCCUCAGCUGCCACUCAUUAAGGGACUCGUCAAGGAGACACUCAGGCUUUAUCCUGUUCUUCCUGGAAAUGGUCGAAUCACUCAGGACGACCUCAUUGUUGGAGGUUAUUUCAUCCCCAAAGGCACUCAGCUGGCUCUUUGUCAUUACUCCACCUCCAUGGAUGAGGAGAAUUUUCCCAAAGCGGAAGAGUUCCGUCCCGAACGCUGGCUCCGUAAAGACACUUUGGAUCGAGUGGAAAAUUUUGGCUCCAUUCCUUUCGGCUACGGCAUCAGGAGCUGCAUCGGCAGGAGGAUAGCAGAACUCGAGAUGUACUUGGCUCUCACCCAGCUCCUUCAGAAGUUCCACAUCGAGGUGUCUCCGCUCACAGGCGACAUCCAAGCCAAAACUCAUGGCCUGCUGUGUCCUGCAGCUCCCAUCAAUGUCAGGUUUAUCGACCGUGUAUAAACCCCCGUCCCCUUCCUGAAUGUACAUAUAACGUAUGUUUAAAUUAUCCUGACAUUGUUGCCCAUAGUUGUAUAAGAAAAUCAUAAUCAUAAUGUUAUACAUGGAAAGAAACAACAACAAAGUUAAUCUGAUCAUGCCAAGCUUCACCAGCAAUACUCCCAACUCAAAAGGGUUAAUAAGCUUCUUGCCACUACAUGAUCAUAGACAUUUAAAUGAGGGGACAGAACAGCUGAUUGUCAACUAUUUUAUCAAAACAAUAAGCCUGUUUCUUUUGCACAUUGCAGCACCCUGGUCUGCUAUGCAGUAUAACUAGCUAAACAGCAGGGUGUAGCAAUUAUACCUGAUUUUACUGCUUUCCUAAAUCAACGUGCCACUAGGAAUAUGUAGAAACAAGGCGAUAUGUAUGUUCUGUCAUACCUACAGUACUGUACAUGCUUUUCUAGCGAUAGCACUGUUCACAAGGAUGCUGUCAAUCAGUAUGUUGUCUGAUGCCCAUGCAAUACUGAUCAGGCAGAAAAUAUUAAUUUUACUUGCUUUAAGCUAUAAUUAAAUUGUAGUAGGGGAUAUCAUUUUAAAUUGUGUUGCCAGGGGCUUUAAAUUAGUGUGCAUAUACAAGCUUAUAUUAUUGAUUCUGUUUUUUUCCUUUAUGCCUUUCUUGCCUUUUAAUUGCACACAGGUCAACUCCAUUCAACUAAUUAUGUGACUUAUGUAAUUAUGUAUCUGGUUUCACCAGCACUGUGUUGUUGUGCUGUCAUGUAUGACAGUUUGUUGUUUUAAAAUUAUAAAUAGGAAAUAAUGCCUUGUGUGUAAAUACUAAAUACAUGACCUGAAUUUAAACUUUGUAGCAUUUAAAGACUUAAUCACCAGGAAAUUAGCAGAGUUCUGUGCGCUAUGUGCUAAUGUGUUCAGUGAAGUGGAAUAUAUAAUGAUAGAAAAAAGGAAGUUCAACCACAUUGUGUAAAUAAAGAACAACAAUAAUGUCUGUGAACAUCAA
Ictalurus punctatus (channel catfish) is the source of this 2800-nucleotide messenger RNA. RefSeq names its product cytochrome P450 27C1 (gene cyp27c1). The record is from RefSeq and is a predicted model, not a curated record. Gene Ontology annotation, cellular component: mitochondrial inner membrane. Gene Ontology annotation, molecular function: heme binding; oxidoreductase activity, acting on paired donors, with incorporation or reduction of molecular oxygen; monooxygenase activity. Bases 223 to 1806 code for a protein of 527 amino acids. Lineage: Eukaryota; Metazoa; Chordata; Actinopteri; Siluriformes; Ictaluridae. Gene Ontology annotation, biological process: glucocorticoid biosynthetic process; cholesterol metabolic process; C21-steroid hormone biosynthetic process. The transcript has 9 exons.